Molecule: messenger RNA, 307 nt
Organism: Staurois parvus
Lineage: Eukaryota; Metazoa; Chordata; Amphibia; Anura; Ranidae
Source: the annotation of a GenBank genome assembly
GCACUGAACACUAUAUUGGUGUCACUGGGGAUGUCAAUGACACCAAUGGGAGCAAACAAUGCCCCAUUUUUGGUGCUGAGAGGAACUGUGCCCCAUCCUUGUGUCACUGGGGAAUCAUGCCCCAUCAUUGGUGUCAUUAGCAGGAAAUGCGCCCCAUCCUUGGUUAUUUGGCCCAGUUGUUGGUGUCAUUGAGCAGAACUGUGCCCCGCAGUUGGUUUCAUUGGGUGGAACUGUGCCCCAUCAUUACAAGGAAUUGUGCCCCAUCAUUGGUGUCAUUGGAAGGAAUUUUGCCCCAUCAUUGGUGUUA